Molecule: messenger RNA, 1748 nt
Organism: Periophthalmus magnuspinnatus
Lineage: Eukaryota; Metazoa; Chordata; Actinopteri; Gobiiformes; Gobiidae
Product: probable flap endonuclease 1 homolog
Exons: 11
Coding region: 1-1260 (419 amino acids)
Cellular component (GO): nucleus
Molecular function (GO): manganese ion binding; magnesium ion binding; RNA-DNA hybrid ribonuclease activity
Source: RefSeq, a predicted model, not a curated record
AUGACACGUGACACUCCUCCAUCCACUGCAGAUCACGUGACUUUGUUAAAUGUCCCACAACUACAGCCUUUUCCAAGCAAUCAGGAAAAUCAGGCUCUGCCAAACUCUUUCGAUGGAGAAGUUAUAGCGUUUUACUCUUUAUUCCCUACACGCCUUUAUUUAUUAUUUUUUAAUCGUAUAAAGACCCACUUUUGUGCGGCUUUAACAAUGGGCAUAACAAAACUGGCAGAUUUAGUUCGUUUUGAAGCUCCAAAUGCCAUCUCUCACAAAGACAUCAGAGACUACUCAGGAAAAACUAUUGCAUUGGAUACAUCGAUCAUUAUGCACCAGUUUCGAGCUGCUCUCAAUUCACUGAAUGGCAGCCUGACUCUGGCUCUCUCUGGUCUCUUCUACCGCACAUUGACGUUACUGGAACAUGAUAUAAAGCCUGUGUUUGUGUUUGAUGGGAAGCCUCCAGUUGAAAAAUUAUCCACUCUUGAGAAAAGAGCAGAGGCAGAUGGAAGGAAGUUCACCAACUACUUAGGCUUUGCAUCAACCCAAACCAAAAAUUGCAUCCAACUGCUGGAGCUGUUGGGAGUUCCGGUUGUUCAGGCCAAUGGCGACGCAGAGGCCCUCUGUGCACAGCUGGUGAAGGCAGGGGCCGUGGAUGCUGUGGCCUCUGAAGACAUGGACACACUGCCAUUCGGGGCCACCAUUUUGAUACGACAACUCAACGCCAGCAAGGACAGUGAAGUCAUAGAGUACUCCCUCGAGAAACUACUGCAAAAACUUGAACUCACUCAAAAGGAGUUUGUAGAUCUUUGUAUUCUACUGGGCUGUGACUACUGUGACAAGAUUGCUGGACUGGGCCCCAAAAGAGCCCUAGAUUUAAUAAGGAAGCAUCGGACAAUUGAAGAAGUGGUUUUGCAUGUCAAGAAAAAGACACAUCCAAUUCCACAUUUUUGGAAAUAUAAAGCAGCAAGAAAAUUAUUUCUAGACCAACCAAAUACAGACAUCCCCACGUUUUUUUGGUCAGAGCCUGAUGAAGAAGCCCUGGUUAGGUUUUUGAGCCAUGAAAAACAUAUCAAGGAGGAGAAGGUACGAAAUCGACUGACAACAUUUCAUCAAAAGCGCAAAAAGCUCAGAGAAGAAAGAGAGACAAGUAAAGGAUUUAAGCAGACACGGAUGGACGACUUCUUCAAAAAGACCAGGAAAAGAGGAGCAACUGUGGAUGCUGCAGAGUCCUCAAGCGGAAAAGGAAAAAGACCGAAGACUAAAUAAGGAUGGAUCUGUCUGUGUGCUCGCAAAUUUCUGAGGAGAAGAGGGCCCUUGUCCUGCUCAGCGUCCCGUCUGUAAAUGAUCAUCCCGACCGAAUGCCUUUGAAACGUAACAGAAUCCUCAUCUAAUCAAGACAUGGACAUUUUAAACAUAAACAUCACUCCUGGUAAUUAUGAUAUUAGGUUAUGUUCAUUAUUUGAGCAUCUUGUGACAGAGUGCGUAGCUGAAGCACUAUGAAAGCCCCCAGUGUAGUGCUGGAGAAAGGAAGUCUUCUUAUCACAGAUUCAACAAGCACCUGUUGUGUGGCGGUGCCAAACUCGAGGCCAGAAAGCUGAAUGUAUAAAAAAGAAGAUGAUGAGAUGUUGAAAUCCACAAUUAUGUUACUUUUAUACAUUUUAUAAUAACGUUUUAAUUGUUUUAGUCUGACUUUUUAAUGUAUAAAAAUAAUGUUAUGUUUUGUUAUGUUUGAAUAAAUCAUGGAGCAAAAAGGG